Molecule: messenger RNA, 5428 nt
Organism: Arvicola amphibius (Eurasian water vole)
Lineage: Eukaryota; Metazoa; Chordata; Mammalia; Rodentia; Cricetidae
Gene: Ttll10
Product: tubulin tyrosine ligase like 10
Exons: 13
Coding region: 112-2283 (723 amino acids)
Biological process (GO): protein modification process
Source: RefSeq, a predicted model, not a curated record
AACACUGAUGUGGUCAUUUUCUUGGCCGUCUUCUUCAGGUUUAAACGCAUCUCCUGCCCAUUGUACCGGGGUGUGAUUUCCUGCCGGUCUUUUUAUCUGACCAGCCUGCAGAUGGGACACCCUAUCAACAGCAAGACUGAUGGGCACCCUGUUUGCAGCAGACACAGAGGCCACACUCGUCGAGGUCGGGGCCGUCUUGGCCGAAGGAGACUCACCCGGCGGAGACGGAAUGCAAAGAUGGCCUUGCACCCACGGGCUGGAAGGUCCCAUGGCCAUCACAGAGUUGGGAGUGAGCCACAAGCUGAAGCCACAGCCCAGAACAUGGGGAGUCAGCCUUCCCCAGGCAGGGUGGGCCCAGCUGUCUGCCCCAUCCGAGGGCUGGGAUCUCAAGCUGCUCGAAGACCCCGAAGGGGUGUAGGGACUACAUCUUCCUCAAAGGUUCAUCGCCCUGGUGCCCUCCUGCCUGCAACACGCAGUCGUACAAGAUUCAUCCACUGCCGGGGUAAGCCCCCUCGGACACAUGUCAGCUCCAAGAGACCCAAACGGUCCAGGAUCCGUCGAUGCCACACUCGGGCACCAGGCUGGACCCAUGAGAAACGGAUGGCGAGCAGUGUCGAGGAGGGCCUCCAGCCUGAGCCAAGUCAGCUGGACCAAGAUGCAGACCUCUUGGAGGAAGAAGAAGCUGCCAGACUCCCUGUGACCUCCCUGGAGGGGCUCUUUCUGGAAGGGGACAAGCAGCCCAGUCCAGGUCAGGGCCCUUUCUUUUACAUCGGAGGCACCAACGGAGCAUCAGUAAUCAGCAGCUACUGUGAGAGCAAGGGCUGGCAACGCACGCAGGAUAGCCGCUGUGAGGAUUACAAGCUGAAGUGGUGUGAGAUCAAGUCUAGGGAAAACUACUGCAGCUUCCGGGAAGGCCAGCAGUUGCUGUUCCAGCUCCCCAACAAUAAGCUGCUUACCACCAAGAUCGGGUUGCUCAGUGCCCUGCGGGAGCAUGCACGCACUUUGAGCAAAGCCAGGCUGCUGCCCAGUGCCCAAGCCAAGGUCUUGAAAAUGGACGAGUUUUUCCCAGAGACCUAUCGGCUGGACAUCAGGGACGAGAGACAGACUUUCUUCACGCUAUUUGAUGAAACCGAGAUAUGGAUCUGCAAGCCCACGGCCUCCAACCAGGGAAAGGGCAUCUUUCUGAUCAGGAGCCAGGAGGAGGCUGCUGCCCUGCAGGCCAAGACCCAGAGCAUUGAGGACGACCCCAUCUACCGCAAGAUGCCCUUCCGUGCACCUCAGGCGCGGGUGGUGCAGAGAUAUAUCCAGAACCCGCUGCUGCUAGAUGGGAAGAAGUUUGAUGUGCGCUCCUACCUGCUCAUCGCCUGUGCCAUGCCCUACAUGGUCUUUUUUGGCCAUGGCUAUGCCCGCCUCACCCUCAGCCUGUAUGACCCUCAUUCCAGUGAUCUCAGUGGUCACUUGACCAAUCAGUUCAUGCAGAAGAAGAGUCCACUGUACAUGCUUCUGAAAGAAGGCACUGUGUGGAGCAUGGAGCACCUCAACCGAUACAUCAAUGAAAAGUUUAGAAAGACCAAGGGCCUCCCCAGAGACUGGGUCUUCACCACCUUCACGAAGCGGAUGCAACAGAUCAUGGCCCACUGCUUCCUGGCAGUCAAGUCCAAGCUGGAAUGCAAGCUGGGUUACUUUGAUCUCAUUGGCUGUGAUUUCCUGAUUGAUGAGAACUUCAAGGUGUGGCUGCUGGAGAUGAACUCCAAUCCUGCCCUACAUACCAACUGUGAAGUCCUGAAGGAGGUGAUCCCUAGAGUGGUUAUGGAGACUUUGGAUCUAGCUCUUGAGACCUGCCAAAAGAGCUUGCAUUGUCAGAAGAUGCUGCCUUUGCUGUCACAGCGUCGCUUUGUGCUCCUUUACAACGGGGAGACUAUGGACAUGUGGCCGCGCUUCGGGGGCUCGCGCCCCCUUGCCCGCCUGCCUCCGCCGCCGCCGCCGCCGCCGCCGCCUCCCAGGCCCGCCAGUGAGGUAGCAUCCUCCACACUGUCCUCAGCACGUGCCACAGCAGACCGACCUGGAGCACGCAAGCCGGUGCCUUCCAGGGCUGCUCCCAUAUGCGCCUUCCGCAAAUCGCGGCUGCCUGACUCCAGCGGAGGGCCCGGAGCGGAGUCCGAGCCCUCUCUUUGUCCUGGGUCCCCAGAAGACAGCAGGGACGCGACUGGGGAGCCCUCCCUGGGGCCGUCCGAGGAAGAGCGCGAGGAGGAACAGAGGAGCGCGAGCCACCGGGGCUCCUAGCCGCCACAAGCAACCAGCGACCCUGAUUUGGGCCGUGCCCUCUCCGGGACCUAUAAAAGCUACUUUGUGACAAACGCGGCCUCCAGAAGCCGGUCCCACCUGGGCGCCCCAAGCCCUUCCUUCACCCUCCUCUCUUUGCUCCUCGGUUGUCCUUAGCGGAAGGAGAGGGAGCUGCAUGCAGAAUGGGAGUGCAUCCUUCAGAAAGGGAAAAACUUCGCUGACCUGUUUUUCCUUCUAUGGGGCAGCCCACCAAAUUCUGGGUUCCCACUUAUUGCUCUUUCUCAUUCUGUAAGAUCCUCCUGAAACUCCAUGGCCUUCAUGACCUCUGCAGCCUGGCUUUGGGACUCACCCUCUGUUCCAUGGAGUCCCCAGGAAAGGUCUUGGAUGCCCAUGGAACUCUGGAAGUCCUACCCUGCUCCAUUACUAUUCUGGAGCAGUGCCCGGGUUCAUCCUCAUUCUGCCCACCACCUUUCUUCUGGCCUUUCAGACACAAUGGAACAGGGUCUACAGCCUACUUCCCCACAAAGGCCCUGGAGUUUGUCAGGGGUGGGAGGUACAGAGGAAUUGGCCAAGACAGGGUAGUUCCCAUGAGAAGGAAGACAUUAAGCUGACAUUCGAGAUUGCUCUCCCUCCUCCCCUGCCACCCCCUGCAAUAAUCACGUUCCUAGUUAGCAUGGAGGUUUGAAAGGAGACCUCUGACCACCUCACAUUUUACACCAAAGUGGCCAGAAUCCUGCCUUUAAGUCCCUGCAGCCAACUCCUAUCCCCUCAAGUUACCCCACCCCUAAAAAACUCCAAAGACAACCUCCUACCAACAUCCAAAAGGAUCUGCUCAGCUUGAAUACUCUCUUGCAUAUCCUCUUCCUUGUUCUCCCUUCUGACCUUUAAUUGGUCCCAAACAUCAGGCUUAGCUCCAUCACAUGGGAGAAAUGCCAGACUGGUCCCUGUUCUUUAUUGGAGCAAAAUCCCUCGGGAAGUAAGGGAUCUUUCCUUGCACAACAAUCUAAACUGUGGCAGUUUCUAAGAUGCAAUGCCUGGCCACCAGUAGAGGGCUCUGUCAGCAUACAGGGAAGUUCCCUUCCAGGAACUCCUCACAGUUGAACAACUGAGGCUCAGAUCCCAAGGAAAUUAUCAUAGAGACCCUACUUUAGCUCGUGAGCAUCCCACAUCUCUGCACACCCCUACAACCCUUCUCCAUUCAGACUUCCUGCUCCACCCCAGAUGCUCUAAGUUCAUUCUUGCUGUGGCCUAGGGAAUGAGGUACAAGGUGUAGUACAAACACAGUCUUGUCUGUAGGUGACCAAGCCCAGCGUUUCCUGUAACAGUCCAGGAAAAACCUGUCCCUAGUCAGAGGGUCUCUGGUCUAUUGGCUCUGAAGCCCACUAAAGCUAAGCAAAUGGAAACAAGCCUCCCCCAAAAGUGCCCUAGGUCUUCGCGAAUCCACAUCUGUUCCUGGCAGCCAUGGUGCUACUAGCCAUGUCCCUUGGGGCCACCUGUCACUACAUUCUCAACUUGUGCCCCCUCUAAGACCUAGGUUUCCCAAAGCCACUCCCCCUCCUCACAGUUCCCUGACCAUGUAUCCCCAUCACUGGCCUCACAAAUAUUUCUGCUCUCAGCACCACAUGGAGCUACAGCCCUGUCCCCCUCCCGUGGUGCGGGGGUCGUCUCAUGUCAGUACAGGCUACAAAGCUCUCAGGAGGAAGAUGGCUUCCUCUGCUGUUGUGGGGGCAUGGAGCCUCUACUCAGACCACGAUGUAACAAAUACUUGUUGGCAGUAGCCUGUCCUGCUGUGCCAACCACAGGCUCCCCAAGGGCUUGGGCUGUCUGCUACCCUUCAUUCCUGGCAGCUGCAGAGCAUGUCAAAGAAUACGGGUUUCAGGGACCUCUUGCUGCCCACUCAUUCCACGGGAGCCAUAAGCGAUGGCCCCAUCAACCCCCUCCAGGCCCUCCUCAACUCUUUGUUUUUGUUUUUGUUGUUUUUUGAGACAGGGUUUCCCUGUAGUUUCUAGAGCCUGUCCUGGAACUAGCUCUUGUAGACCAGGCUGACCUCGAACUCAGAGAUCCGCCUGCCUCUGCCUCCUCAACUCUUUACAGCCCACGUGCAAGUCCCCCAGAGCCCUGAGUUUAGGACCUCAUCAGACUCUGGGGAGAGAGGGACUGUGGGACAUCUGAGCAUCUGGCACCUGGCAGCUUCAAGGUAUUCUCUAAUAUUCAAACAAUAUGACAGAACCAGGGGUUAAGGAGCUGAAUGGCAUCAACUCUGGGCUGGCCCUACAGAGCAACCGAUUGCUACUGGAGUUGGCCACCCAAGAACAGGGCUCCUGGCAGCUGAAUACAUAUUGUCUCUUGCUUCUAUAUCACCCUUUCCCUGUUCUCCUGAGAGAAUCCUGAGACCCUCCUGUUAAAAGUGUCAAGAGUUUCCUUCAGAAGAUGUGGGGAACUGAGCUACUCACGGCUCUGACCCAAGCACCCUGUGCCUUCUGUUGUCCCUGCAGUCAGACCUUUACCACACACAUGCACACACGUGCACACAUGUGCACACGCACACACGCACACACAUGUACAUGCAUAGGGUCUGGAGCUUUCUGCGUGUUUUAGCUUCGGUCAGACAAUAGUGGGACAUCCUACAUACCUUCCCACUCUAGUCCCCCCCCCCAUCUAAAAAAGGGGCUAGAACAGAUAGUUCCUGGUCUUCAGAAAAUCACCCUAAUUCAUGGAGCUUCUUGGGAAGAUGGGGUAGGUAAGGGAUGGAUGGCUACCUUCUUUCCCACUCAGCUGCUUCCCAUAGGGGCUAGUGGCUGCACAAGGGACAGUCCCUGAAAUGUAAGCCCAGCCCAAUAGAAGACCUAGACGUUGAGGUACUUCCUGGUCAGUGGGACAGUCAUUACCCACCUGCCGCCCAAGGUCUCUGGACAGCUGUCUGGAGUUGGGGGAGGGGUUGUCGAGUUGUAAAAAGGAAGCGACCUCUCACUUUCCAUGAUACAGGUCCUCCUCUCAAGCUGGGGCAAGUCUCACACUGAAUAAAGUGUGGGCUCUCAGCAAGUGAGAGGGUGGAGGCUGGGCAGGAGUCACCAGCUGUGGCCGGAAGCAUUUCUGGGAACUGAGCUGGUGGCGCUUUAUCUGAGAACAAAACUUAUGAAAUCAA